Triticum turgidum subsp. durum (durum wheat) is the source of this 2142-nucleotide messenger RNA. NCBI's taxonomy places the organism in Eukaryota, Viridiplantae, Streptophyta, Magnoliopsida, Poales, Poaceae. The record is from the annotation of a GenBank genome assembly.
AUGGCCAAGAAAGGCGCCGGCGGUGAGGAGAGCGUGGUCGUGCCGGGGCAGACGGAGGAGGCCAAGCAAGGCCCUCCCCGGAAGCGCAACCCGUGCCCCGGAAUCCGCUGCGUCGGCGGCCGGAUCUAUGACCCGGAGAACGGGAAGACCUGCCACCAGUGUCGCCAGAAGACGAUGGACUUCUCGGUGGCUUGCACGCAGCCCCGGAAGAAGGGGCUUUGUCCAAUCCACUUCUGCCACAAGUGCCUCCUCAACAGGUAUGGUGAGAACGCCGAGGAUAUGACCAAGGAGGCGGGCUGGACCUGCCCCAAAUGCAGGGGCAUCUGCAACUGCAGCUUCUGCAGAAAGAAGAAAGGGGAGACGCCUACAGGAAUACUGGCCCAUGCUGCCAAGGCGUCAGGGCACUCGUCCGUCCAUGAUUUGCUGAUAAAGGGCUCCGACAUGGUGGUUGCUGCACAGACGCUGUCCUCGCUCCCUAAGAAGAUCAAGAAGGAACGCAAGGAGGGCAGCUUAAAGAGGGCGCUAGGGACAGAUGAUGCUAACGGUGGAUUGUUCGCUGAAGGGGAUGAGAAUAUUAAGACUGAUCUCAAUGCACUUCCUUCAGUUCCUAUCAAAAAGAAGCUGAAGAAGAUCAAGAAGGAACACAAGGAGGGCAACAUAAAGAAGGUGCCAGGGACAGGCGAUGCUACUGAUGGACUGUUGACUGAAGGGGAUGAGAAUACAAACACUGAUCUCAAUGCAUUUCCUUCAGUUCCUACCAACAAGGAGCUGAAGAAGAUCAAGAAGGUGGAACGCAAGAAGGGCAACAUAAAGAAGGCCCUAGGGACAGAUGAUGGUACUGAUGGAUUGUUGGCUGAAGGGGGUGAGAAUGCAAGGACUGAUCUCAAUGCAGUUCCUUCAGUUCAUACUGACAAGGAGCUGAAGAAGAUCAAGAAGGAACGCAAGAAGGGCAACAUAAAGAGGGCCCUAGGGACAGAUGAUGGUACUGAUGGAUUGUUGGCUCAAGGGGAUGACAAUACAGGGACUGAUCUCAAUGCACUUCCUCCAGUUCCCAUCAGCAAGAAGCUGAAAAAGGGCAACCGCAUGGUAAAUGACAUGACUGCUGAUGAAAAGUGCCCUGUUGAAAUUAAGGGCGAACUUCACAUUAGGAAUGAGAGCACUGAUGUCCCAGAGACCAAAAUUGAGCUACCCAUAGGUACUCCAGUCACUGACAUUGCAGGGGCUGAGCUGGAGGUUGAUGAUGUUGGGUCUGCACUUCAGUUUCAUGAAUUCUGCCGCACAUUUGCAGAGGUGCUUAAAAUAAGAAAGGGACAGCCAGAAAAAAUUCUUCAAGUCAUCACUGGAGGAGGCCGUAUCGGGCGAGAGGUGCCUUCAGUUGUUGCUGACCUUCACAUUAGUUUGUUAUCUGUCAUCCAAGAAGACAGAGAAGAGAACCCUUCGGACUAUUCAAGGAAUGGUGAUGCUUGGAUAAUUGAUACUGGGAAAUAUAUUAGUGAAUCCACAGUUAUCUCGAAGGAACUGCCUCUUGAUUGUUUAAGUCAAGGGGUAUUAGGAUAUAAAAAAUUGAGCCCUUCUUUAAAGCUGCAUGUGCUGAAUUUUCUGUGUGAUGAGGCCCUUUCUACUACAACAUUAAAGAACUGGGUUCUCAAACAGCAUGAAAGUGCAACUGAGAGAAAGGUUGCUGCAAGGGAAAAAUUCCGUGCUGUCAAAGAAAAGGAAAAGGAGCUUAAAGAAAAACUAACAAUUAAGAUGGCUAAACCAAGGUUUUUGAGAAAUGGAGCAGAAAUUAAUAGUCUUGUUUCUCAAAUUAAGGAGGCAUAUGCAGACAAGAAGGCAGUAAUAGAUGAGGAGAAGCUGGGAGGUCUAGUUAGGAAAAAGCCUGUCAGGAUAGACGAAGGGGUUGCGUACUGGAAGCUGGAUGGUUAUUGUGAUAAGACAGCAAUAAUGCGCCAAGAGUUUGACGCAACAGAGAACACUGACAAGUGGUUUAUGUUCACCGAGGAAGAAGAAAAAGUAAUCAAAGGUCAUGUAGCCCCAAGGCCCCAGUUGAAGCGCAAAAACAAAAAACAUACCUUGGCUGGGCACAAUGCUCUACCGAUCUCAAGCUCCAUGAAAACUCAGACUCCUGUUUCAGCUGUUUGA